This is a messenger RNA of Chironomus riparius, 1105 nucleotides long. The record is from the annotation of a GenBank genome assembly. Lineage: Eukaryota; Metazoa; Arthropoda; Insecta; Diptera; Chironomidae.
CUCUUUUGUCUGUCUAUUAAAAUAGUUUUUAAAAUCAGCUGGAAACUUUAAUUAAACUAAUACAAUUAACAACAAAUGCUAUACACAUACAAAGUAAUUAACAUUUCAACAACUCAAGUACAAUUAGUGGAAGUAAAGUUGAAAAAACUGAAAUGCGCUGUCAUAAAAACUGGAUGAUUUUUUAACUGAUUGAACCGCAAAGUUUAAUAAACAUUACAAAAAUUAAUUAAAGUUAUUUUCCAUAGUAACAGCUUAGUUUCCUAACACAUUUAGUGCUCAAAAUGUCCAAUAGCUUGUACAAAAAGUCAUUUGGACCAGAUCAUGAUGACAUUUGGGACGAUACAUUGUUAAUUAAAGCAUAUGAAGAGUCAUUAAAGGUACAGAAAGAAGAAAUUGCGAAAAAUAUUGCAAUGAAAACGAAUAAGAAGAAUAAUCCGGAAGAAAUAGAAGAAUCCAGUACAUCAAUAAUCAAUGACGAAAAAUCUUUUAAAGUAGGUGACUUUGUCAGGUCCACAUACGAGGAUAAUGUAGAUUACGAAGCUGAAAUAUUGUCAAUAAAUGAAAAUGGAACUGCUCUCAUUCGGUAUAUUGGAUAUGGAAAUGAACAGAAAGUUAAAAAAGAGGAUUUAGUGGCAUCUUGGGGAUUUGAGGCACGAGAAGAACAAAAGCUAUUGGCAGAAGCUGACAAACCUGUUGAAGAGGACAGGAAUCAUCAAGAGGAACUGCACAAUUUCAUUCUGAAUAAAUCUUCAGGAGUUCACAGCAAACUUCCUAUUCCUCCCAUGCCACCACUUCCACCAGGCAUGUUUAAUAGUUCAAGAGAUACAGAAUAUAUGUCUGCGAUGCUUAUGUCGUGGUACAUGAGUGGGUAUUACACAGGAUUAUAUCACGGUCGAAAGGAAGCAAAAGAUGAACUUUCAGUGUCUAUCGCACAACAACCAAUAACAAAGAAAUUACCAUCGACAUCAACAAAAGAAGAAAAUCCAAAGCACGAUAGGAAACGACAGAAGAAACGGAGUGUAAGCAGUAAAAGUCCAAAAUCUGAUUAAUUUUCCAUGUAUUUUUUUCAAAUUGAACAAUAAAUAAUGCGGUCAUAAAAAUUUAA